This is a messenger RNA of Macrosiphum euphorbiae (potato aphid), 516 nucleotides long. The record is from the annotation of a GenBank genome assembly. NCBI's taxonomy places the organism in Eukaryota, Metazoa, Arthropoda, Insecta, Hemiptera, Aphididae.
AUGUGGAAAUUAAAAAGAGAUAUUGAAGAACAUGAAAAUUUACUUAUGUUGGGUGCUGGGUAUAUUUACCUACAGUUACAAAGUAAAAAAAUAAAUAAUAAGAUUAAAAGACGUUUUUGGGUAAGACCAACUUUACAAAAAAGAAAUUUGUUUGGUGCCGAUGAACUUCUAAAGAAUUUACAAGAUGAUGAUAUUGGUUUGAACGGAGAAUUGCGAUCUAGCUUUAAAAACUUUUUGAGGAUGUCAACUGAAGAUUUCGAAAACUUAAUAUGUCUCAUUGGUCCAGCAAUCCACAAACAAAAUACUAAUUGGAGAACUGCUAUUAGUGUGACUGAACGUUUAGCUUUGACUUUAAGGUUCUUGGCAACGGGAGACUCUUACCAUAGCAUGAUGUAUCAAUUUAAAAUAUCUACUCAGUCAAUAUCACUUAUAGUUCCGGAAGUUUGUGAAGCAAUAGUCAAAGCUCUUUCGGAGUAUAUUAAGGUAGGCACAUACAUAAAUAAAUUAUUAAAAUAA